This is a messenger RNA of Anastrepha obliqua, 1613 nucleotides long. RefSeq names its product transcriptional activator protein Pur-alpha (gene Pur-alpha). The coding region runs from base 844 to 1602 and encodes 252 amino acids. Gene Ontology annotation, cellular component: nucleus. Gene Ontology annotation, molecular function: purine-rich negative regulatory element binding; DNA-binding transcription factor activity, RNA polymerase II-specific; RNA polymerase II transcription regulatory region sequence-specific DNA binding. The record is from RefSeq and is a predicted model, not a curated record. Gene Ontology annotation, biological process: regulation of transcription by RNA polymerase II. The transcript is spliced from 9 exons. Lineage: Eukaryota; Metazoa; Arthropoda; Insecta; Diptera; Tephritidae.
CUCAUAUUAGGUUGGACUAUAAUAGAAAAUGAUUAUCUGAGAUAACCUUGUUUAAGACGUUUCAAACGGUUUAUUCAUUAAAAAAAUAUCACACUUGUUUCAGUGACAGCAAGCUUCUUUAAAUAUUAAAAAAACAAAACAGAGUUGGAAUAUUCAUGUGUAAUUUCGGAUAUUCCUCGAAACAGAUGUUAUACUACUCGUGAUUUUCCCGCGCAAUAAUUUUGUUAUUCCGUUGCAAUACGUACAAAACGAUUUUCUAUAUAAUUUUUUGAAAUAUUGAAUGCUUCAACAUAUAACGAAUUAAAUUUCCGGAUAUAAAUACCUGGACUAUAUAGGUGGAAAGUGGUGGUGCGAGAGUGGCGCAAGCUUCAGCAAGAUAUUUUAGUUUCGAACAUCCGAUAGUAAAAAGUUGAUGGCACAGAGAUAUUAAUUCGAAAAACACAAUAAGUUGGUUACAUUAACAGAGAAUAAAAGCGUUAAGGCUAUAAACUAUUAACCGUUCCAAGAGAAGCAUAAACAAAAAGUGGUAAUCCUUUUAUAUGUUAUAUUACCAUCACCGCUGCAUAUAAUUAAAAUAAACUUUGUGCAAAUGAAAUUUAUCAGCAACGUAUUAUUUUAUGCAAACUAACGGCAGUGCAAUAUCAUAAAAAGCUCCAACGUAAACGUCAAAUUACCCAAGCUUAAGCUACAUCUUAUGAUCAACAAGUGCAAGUUAAGAUUGAAAGGGCGGUAACCAAAAACAAAAACUCGUUGUACUUUACAGAUUGACGUAUUUGAGUACCAGUACCUGUGCAUAUAAGGAUCGCCAAAAAUAACAUAAAAACUAGUUAUUACAACAAUAACAUGUCCGAUCUUGGCAGUGGAGACGAAGGCAUUUCUGGCUCAAAAUACAAUGCAAGUGGCAUGGAGGGCACCAGUGGUAGAAGUGACUUUGAUUCAACAGGCAAGGCUCAAGCAGGUGCACAGCAAGGCGAACAGGAAUUGGCGACAAAAAUGCUACAAAUACAAUCGAAACGCUUCUAUUUGGAUGUAAAACAAAAUCGUCGUGGACGUUUCAUCAAAGUCGCUGAGAUAGGUGCCGAUGGCAGACGUAGUCAGGUUUAUUUGGCCUUGUCAACUGCCGCUGAAUUUCGUGAUCACCUUUCAACAUUUAGUGACUAUUACGCAUCUUUGGUCAAAUUCACAGGGCCACCAAAUCCAGAUAAUCUCCCCGAAGAUGGAAAACUGAAAUCAGAGAUGAUGAUUAAAGAUAAUAGACGAUACUAUUUAGAUUUGAAAGAGAAUGCGCGCGGACGUUUCUUAAGAGUAUCGCAGACCAUAACAAGAGGAGGUCCUAGGUCACAAAUAGCUAUACCAGCUCAAGGAAUGAUAGAAUUUCGGGAUGCACUAACAGAUUUGCUUGAAGAAUUUGGUACCAACGAUGGCGGAUAUUUCCUGGGUGUGUUGGUGUCAUUUGGGGUGCUGAUUUCUAUAAAGUAUGUAAUUUUGUUUAUUUUAUUUAUUAACGUAAUACCCGGCCUAUUGCUUGUUAUAGUUUUAUCGGUGUGCAUGGUAGCAUCCCAAUAUAGGGUAUAUUCUUCACUGUUUAAGGUGUUUCAAUAAUGUAAAUGUAA